Messenger RNA from Ilex paraguariensis (yerba mate), 240 nucleotides. Lineage: Eukaryota; Viridiplantae; Streptophyta; Magnoliopsida; Aquifoliales; Aquifoliaceae. The record is from the annotation of a GenBank genome assembly.
AUGGCUGAGGCUGAGCACGAGUAUGAAGAGCUGAAAGCUGAUAGUGAGGAAGCGACAAGAAGAUUUGAGACAAUAGUGCGGCUGAUGAACAAAGAGAUUGUGCGAUUCCAAGAACAAAAAACAUUAGAUAUGGGGCUUGCUUUCCAUGAAUUUGCAAAGGGACAGGCACGUCUGGCAAAUGGUAUUGCUGAUGCCUGGCGAAGUCUCCUUCCCAAGCUUGAAGCUUGCUCUUCCGCAUAA